Molecule: messenger RNA, 1292 nt
Organism: Seriola aureovittata
Lineage: Eukaryota; Metazoa; Chordata; Actinopteri; Carangiformes; Carangidae
Exons: 5
Coding region: 62-835 (257 amino acids)
Biological process (GO): response to bacterium
Source: RefSeq, a predicted model, not a curated record
UUAUGAAUGUGAGUUAGAACUGUUUGACUUUUUGUCCUUCAACUCCUGGUCGUCAUUACACAUGGAUAGGUUUCAUAUUUUUAUCAUCCUUCUUAUAGGAAUUGUUACUAGCAGUGAGCUUCAGAUUUCUGGAUCAAUGUUGGAGGUGACAGUCAAACCUGAAGACAACAUCACUCUCUACUGUGACUGUAAAACAUCAGCUGGAGUAUACAUAGUGUGGUACAGGAACUGUUCUCAUGUGAAUCAGCCUUCACUUGUUCUGAGAACAAAGUACCCACAUGAAGAAAUGAUGGAUACCUUUUACAGCAGAGAUGGUCUGAAUCCCUUCCCUCGUUUUCAUUUAGAGAAGAACCGUUCGUCUGAAUCCUACAACCUGCUGAUCAUGAACGUCACUGUGUCUGAUGAGGGUCUCUACUACUGUGGAACUGAGCAUGCCAAGGUGGAGGAGAAGGAAAAACUUAUGCAAAAAUUUGUUUACAGAUACAGCAAUGUCACAACGAGGAUCCUAUUGCUUGACUCCAGCAAGACUCAACAACACUGUGGUGUGUGCUGGAUGCUACUGUUCUCUCUGUGUCCAGCUGUUGCUGUUCUCUCCUCUCUCCUGUCCGCUAUGCUGGUUUAUCUCCUUUGUAAGAGAAGAGCUAAAGAACCACAAGUUGAUGAGAACAGAUCUGACACCGGGUCUCACACAAGAGAGAACCAGGAUGAAGAUGUGUGUUACACAGCACUGGAAAUCCAUCAGGUAUCACAGAGACCAAAGAAGAACAACACCCAGAGUUCAGAUUUCAGCACAUAUUCUGCAAUCAACACCUGCAGGAUGUCAAGGGCCCUGUGAUUCAACAUAAUAUAUAAUACAUUUAUGAGUGUCAGUAUUUCUAGUUCAUUCUUUCAUUUAGCUUCCUUCUGUAAAGCAAUUCAGUCAUGCAGAGCCAACAGUAAACACACACCUCUUCUUCUUUCUGUUAAGAAUGAACAUCAUGGAUAUUUUUUGUAUGCUAUUUUCAAUCAAAAAGAUUACGUUUGAGAGAAGCUGGUAUUCAACUCUCAACUUUGCCAGUCACUUUGCAGUCAAUUUUCCUACGAGAGUAAAUAUUAUUGUAUAAUGUAUAUUUUAGUUUAUGUGAGGCAACAGUGUCAACCACUGCACCACAGUGCUGCCUAUUAAAUAAAGAUGUAUUCUUAAAAAAACUUCUGUAACACACUGACUAUGAAAAGAUGCCACUGUCACAGAAGUGACACAAGGAACACCGAGAUCAGAAAACAAACCAAAACUAGAAUUACCGCCUUCCAGU